Equus caballus (horse) is the source of this 4292-nucleotide messenger RNA. It is a transcript of the gene LRRC32, whose product is annotated as leucine rich repeat containing 32. Lineage: Eukaryota; Metazoa; Chordata; Mammalia; Perissodactyla; Equidae. Gene Ontology annotation, cellular component: extracellular matrix. Gene Ontology annotation, molecular function: protein binding. The record is from RefSeq and is a predicted model, not a curated record.
UCGCUCCCGUGGGGCAGCGGAGCGGCGGGCGCCUCCUCGCGCGGGACCCCGGGGCCGGCGCGGCUGGGACCGGGCGGGGCAGGGCUGCGCAAAAUGUGCCGGGGCUGCCCGGGAGAGGAGCGGCGGCCGCGCUGAGCCAGAGCCAUGAGCCACCAGAUCCUGCUGCUCCUGGCCGUGCUGACCCUGAGCCUGGCUGCCUCCCAACACCGAGACCAGGUGUCCUGCAAGAUGGUGGACAAGGAGGUCUUGUGCCAGGGCCUUAGUCUGCUCCAGGUCCCCUCGGGGCUCCCGCGGGACAUCGAGGCCCUCAACCUAUCUGGAAACCAGCUGCGGAGCAUCCUGGCGUCACCCCUGGGCUUUUACACCGCCAUUCGUCACCUGGACCUGAGCACCAAUGAGAUCAGCUUCCUCCAGCCAGGGGUCUUCCAGGCCCUCCCCCACCUGGAGCACAUCAACCUGGCCCACAACCGCCUGGCGGUGGGCACCGCGCUGAGCACUGGUGGUCUGGGCCCCCUGCCGCACGUGUUGUCCCUGGACUUGUCCGGGAACAGCCUGUACAGCGGCCUGGUGGAGCGGCUGCUGGGGGAGGCGCCCGCCCUGCGCUCCCUCUCGCUGGCGGAGAACAGCCUGACACGCCUCGCCCGCCACACCUUCGGGGGCACGCCAGCACUGGAGCGGCUCGACCUGCACAGCAACGUGCUCAUGGACAUCGAGGACGGCGCUUUCGACGCCCUGCCCCGCCUGGCCCACCUCAAUCUCUCCAGGAACUCCCUCACCUGCAUCUCCGACUUCAGCCUCCAGCAGCUGCGGGUGCUGGACCUCAGCUGCAACAGCAUCGAGGCCUUUCAGACGGCUCCGGAGCCCCGGGCCGAGUACCAGCUCACCUGGCUCGACCUGCGGGAGAACAAGCUGCUCCACUUCCCUGACCUGGCCGCGCUCCCAAGACUCACCUUCCUGAACGUGUCCAACAACCUCAUCCGGCUCCCCGCGGGGCCGCCCCCGGGCGGCGAGGGCCUCCACGCGCCUUCCGAGGGUUGGUCAGCGCUGCCCCUCUUGAACCCCAGCCGGAAUGCCAGCGCCCACCCACUCUCCCAGCUCUUGAAUCUGGAUUUGAGCUACAAUGAGAUCGAGCUCAUUCCCCAGGGCUUUCUUGAGCACCUCACCUCCCUGCGCUUCCUGAACCUCAGCCGAAACUGCUUGCGGGCCUUUGAGGCCCAGCGGGCGGGCUCCCUGCCCUGCCUCGUGCUCCUGGACGUCAGCCACAAUGCGCUGGAGAUGCUGGAGCUGGGUGCCAGAGCCCUGGGGUCCCUGCGGACGCUGCUCCUACAGGACAAUGCCCUGCGGGACCUGCCCCCAUAUACCUUUGCCGGCCUGGUCAGCCUGCAGAGGCUCAACCUGCAGGGGAACCGAGUCAGCCCCUGUGGGGGCCCCGGGGAGCCUGGACCCCCAGGCUGUGUGGCCUUCUCUGGCAUCUCCUCCCUCCGCAUCCUGAACCUGGUGGACAAUGAGAUGGAGAUGCUGAGGGCAGGUGCCUUCCUCCACACACCACUCACCGAGCUGGACCUCUCUGCCAACCCUGGGCUGGAUGUGGCCAUAGGGGCCUUGGCAGGCCUGGAGGCCUCCUUGGAGGUCCUGGCCCUGCAGGGCAAUGGGCUGGCCGUCCUGCAGGUGGAUCUGCCCUGCUUCAGCUGCCUGAAGCGGCUCAAUCUCGCCGAGAACCGCCUGAGCCGCCUGCCAGCCUGGACGCAGGCUGUGUCGCUGGAGGUGCUGGACCUGAGGAAUAACAGCUUCAGCCUCCUGCCGGGCAGCGCCAUGGGCGGCCUGGAGACCAGCCUUCGGCGCCUCUACCUGCAGGGGAAUCCGCUCAGCUGCUGUGGCAAUGGCUGGCUGGCCUCCCAGCUGCACCAGGGCCGUGUGGACGUGGACGCCACCCAGGACCUGAUCUGCCGCUUCGGCUCCCAGGAGGAGGUGUCCCUGAGCCACGUACGUCCCGAGGACUGUGAGAAGGGGGGGCUCAAGACCGUCAACCUCAUCAUCAUCCUCACCUUCACGCUGGUCGCUGCCAUCCUCCUCACCACCCUGGCCACCUGUUGCUGCGUCCGCCGGCAGAAGUUCAACCAACAGUUCAAAGCCUAGAGGAAGCGGGGGCUGCAGAACAGCUCAGCCCAGAGACCCUUCCGGGUCAGUGGGGGAGCCCAAGAAGGGUGGGGACUGACCCAAGGUCACCCAGUGAGCCAGGGUCCGAGAACCCUGGUGUCUGAAUCCCAGCCCUGGGCUCCUUUCCCUUGUCCGGCGGCGUUGGUAAGUGACUCACUUUCCAGGCCGCACGUGUGGCCCAGCUGUGGAGGCCGGAACUUGAGCAGUUCCAGGACUGUCAGAGAAUAAAGCUGACCCAUCAGAUCAACAGACAUUCACCAGCAUCUCUUGUGUGCCACACCCUGCUCUGGGCUCCCAGGGACGCUGGUGAACGAGACGCAUCUCUGUCCUCAGGCAUCUCCCGGUCUGGGAGGGGAGGUGGUCGCAGAGCCAUGCAGUGACCACACGGUGUGGGAGCCCUGCAGCCCCGCUGGCUGCGUGUGGACGGUCCUGCCCCCGGCCAGGCCAGGGUAACCAAGGGGCGAGACCAAGAGCCUUGGUCUGAGACGUUUCCAAGCAGACUGUUUGUCACAUCUUCUGAUAAUGACUUUCAGCUUCUCUGGAACAUGAAGAGCUUGUGACCGGAAGAGAGCUGGAGCCACAUGAGUCCGUCUUGGACCCAGCGCUGUUUGGCGGGCCGCGGCGGCUCCAGCAGGGCCUGGGGAAACGCUGUCGUGCUGGGCUCCGGCCCAGGCCUGACCAUUCCGUUUCCUGCUCUGGGGCUCCUUCCCUGGCUGGCACUCCCGUGCGGCACACACUGGCCCGAAUACUGCCCAAGUCCCCGACGCCCUGCCCGGGGCCCCUGCUCCAUCCCAGCCCCACCCUGGCCGCUGAGCUAGGAGUUAGAAUCUUUGGGAUCUGGUUCUGUUUUGCCCCAGGCUUGGCAGCUGUAGCAAACCCAAGCCUGCGUCUGCCUCUUUAUGACAAGGCUCUGAGGUUGGUAUUUUAUCCCGUUUUAUAAAGGAGGCUUGAAGUCUCCCUCCAGGGUCCUGCAGCUAAGAAACGCCAUAAGUGAGAUUCAGACUCAUCUCCUCCUGCCUCCACGGCCUGAGCUCUGUCACUGUGGCAGCUGCAGGCUCUUAGGUGGACCGGAAGUGGUCCCACAUGGCCAGAACAGGGCCUGGGAGCAUCCUGUGUUGCACAUACCCACCCACUCCUCUCCCUCCUCUCUCCCAGGCAGGCAGAGAGAAGACAGGCAGCCACGGGCCCUCUGCUCCUUCUCUGCCUCAGUUUCCCUUGUUCCCUCCUUUGCAGACUGCUGUGGGCCCCCUUUUUUCUCUUCUUGCUCUUGCAUUCCCUCAUCCCCUCUCCCUUCAUAGAGCGUGACCUGGAGUUUGAGACCACUGGGUCCAACCUCCCCAUUGCACAGACAGGGAAACUGAGGCUGAGGAAGAGAAUGGGAGUUGCUCAGAGCUGCACAAGUCAGUGGCAGAGCCUGUGAAAAAAGUGGCUUCAGACCUCAUUGAGGGGCAUGUGGUGGCACUAGGGGUUGGACCUGAGUGGUUUCCUUCUCUCAGCUCUCACAUCCCAAGAGAACACUGACUCCACAUUCUCUUCCUGGUCCUCAUCGUGCAGACAUUUUUUUUUCCCCAAGAAAAAUGGGUAGAAAAACCCAUCCAGGUAUCACCCUCUAUCGGUCAUUCCCGUGGAAUCAUGGGCUGUCCGGGAAGAAGGGAAGCCCUGGGAUCAGGCCGGACCCUGUGUGACUGUCUGCCCCUCUUGCCUGGGCUGGGCCCGCGGUCUGGCUCACGACAGUGCUCAUAAAGGAGAUGAUGAAAAUGCCCCUCUCUCUCUGCCCCAUUUUACAGAUGAGAAAACUGAGGCCCAGAGGGGGUUGAGGACUCAGGGAGUCAAUGGCCGAGCCGGGGCUGGAACCUGGUGUCCUGGCCCAGCCCAGGGCCCAGGCGGCGUCAGGGGCAGCCGGGGGCGUCGGGUCCCGGGUCCGGCUGGGGUCACGCCCACAGGUGCUCACCACACACGGAUGCUUUUCCUCGGGCCUGGAGGGCCAGGUGCAGGCCCCUUCCCGCCUGAUCUUUGCAAACACUACACAAUGCUGCUGUCACCUCCCAGGAGCCAGGCCACAGCCCGGCCUCGGCACCAGCCUUUUGUAUAACCCACGUGAAUGUAUUAAAAAAUGAUUUUGGAGAAACAGCUCA